Sphenostylis stenocarpa is the source of this 384-nucleotide messenger RNA. The record is from the annotation of a GenBank genome assembly. Lineage: Eukaryota; Viridiplantae; Streptophyta; Magnoliopsida; Fabales; Fabaceae.
AUGGAUAACAACAAUGGCAGCCAUAGAAUUUCAGAGAACAAGGAUGAUAUUGAGGUGGUGAUGCCGCCAUCGACGGUGUCAACGUUCAACAAUUUCAUAGACUUGGGCGUUUUUGAUCUGGACGAGGCUCUAGCGGUGCUGGACGGAGAAUCACGCCGUCUAGUCGCGCCCUACCAGACCUUUGUCUCCAACUUCCCCACUGUUACCGACGUGAGGAGGGACGACGUUUGCUCCGUUUGCAUGGAGGGGUUCACCCGCGACAACAGGGAUGGAGAAAACAAACGAGUCCCGUGCGGCCACGUGUUCCACUCAAAGUGCAUCACCCUCUGGUUGGAGCACUGCAACUCUUGCCCCCUUUGCCGCUGCCAUAUCUCACUUUUCUAA